Taeniopygia guttata (zebra finch) is the source of this 8724-nucleotide messenger RNA. NCBI's taxonomy places the organism in Eukaryota, Metazoa, Chordata, Aves, Passeriformes, Estrildidae. The record is from RefSeq and is a predicted model, not a curated record.
GGGAUCCAGCACAAGGGCAGGAGCCAGGAUGAGCUGCCUUUAGCCACAGCAAAGCACCACAGGGGGAGGACAGGAGAAACGAGAAGGAAGGAGACAGUGAUGAGCGAUCGGACCUGAUCAGACCUUGUAGGAAAUCUGGAAUAAGCUGCCUUUUUUCUUUAUUCUAUUUUCUUUUUCUUCUAUUUUUUUUUUUUUAAUUUUUAAAUCUACCUCCACCAAACACUUCUGAAAAAGAGACUGAGUUUAAAUUACUCCAGCUAAUUCUUGCUGCCUCCACUACGAAGAAAAAUUGUUUGCCAUGGUGAAAGAAAAAGUGGCCCAUGCUCAGGAGCCCCAUCACCCCUCUGAAAAGCCAGUCAUCCACUGCCACAAAUGUGGGGAGCCUUGUAAAGGUGAAGUGCUCCGAGUUCAAGCCAGGCACUUCCACAUCAAAUGCUUCACCUGCAAAGUGUGUGGCUGUGACCUGGCACAAGGAGGCUUUUUUAUUAAGAAUGGAGAAUAUCUCUGCACCUUGGACUACCAGCGCAUGUACGGCACCCGCUGCAAUGGCUGUGGGGAGUUUGUGGAAGGCGAAGUAGUGACAGCUCUGGGGAAAACUUACCAUCCAAGCUGCUUUGCCUGCACUGUCUGCAAGCGUCCAUUUCCACCAGGAGAUCGAGUUACCUUUAAUGGAAGGGACUGUCUCUGUCAGAUGUGUGCUCAGCCGAUGUCCUCCAGCCCAAGAGAACUGUCUGCCUCAAGCAAUUGUGCUGGCUGUGGAAGAGACAUCAAAAAUGGACAAGCAUUGCUGGCCCUGGAUAAGCAGUGGCACCUGGGCUGCUUUAAGUGCAAGGCCUGUGGGAAGGUCCUGACUGGGGAAUACAUCAGCAAAGAUGGUGCUCCUUACUGUGAAAAGGACUACCAAGUUCUUUUUGGAGUCAAGUGUGAAGCAUGUCACCAGUUCAUUACUGGGAAAGUCCUAGAGGCAGGUGACAAGCAUUAUCAUCCAAGCUGUGCACGAUGCAGCAGAUGCAACCAAAUGUUCACAGAAGGAGAAGAAAUGUAUCUGCAAGGUUCCACUGUCUGGCAUCCCGACUGUAAGCAAUCCACUAAGACUGAAGAGAAGCUCCGGCAUUCCUCAUCUGAGUUCUUUUAUCCAAAGAGUCUGGUUCUGCGCAGGCCACGCUCUGCAGAGCUAUUAUCACCGCCUUGCAUAAUGAACUCUAUCAAAAAAUUAAGGCAGCCUACAAGAACAUCAUCAGAAAGCAUUUAUUCCAGACCAGGUUCCAGUAUACCUGGCUCUCCAGGCCACACUAUCUAUGCAAAAGUAGACAAUGAAAUCCUUGAUUACAAGGAUUUAGCAGCCAUUCCCAAAGUCAAGGCCAUUUAUGACAUUGAACGUCCAGACCUAAUUACUUAUGAGCCAUUCUACACCUCCGCCUACGAGGACAGACAGGAGAGACAGAGUCUUGGAGAGUCUCCAAGGACUUUAUCACCUACCCCUUCUGCAGAAGGCUACCAGGACGUUCGGGACCGCAUGAUUCACAGGUCGACCAGCCAGGGCUCCAUUAACUCUCCCGUGUACAGCCGGCACAGCUACACCCCCACCAUGUCACGUUCCCCCCAGCACUUCCACAGACCUGCCUCCUUCCCUGCCUGUCUCUUAUUGCUUUUCUUUGUCUCCGUUCUGUCCUGCCCCCGCCUCCCCGCCACCGCAGAGCUGCUGGCUCUGGGCGCGCGGCGCGUGGCUCCCCCGCGCUCCAGCGGCCCCGCGCUCCAUGACUCCCGCCCCAACUCCCCAUUCCGACACCACUUCAUCCCCCAUGCCAAAGGCAAUGAGCCGUCCAGCGGUCGGAACUCCCCUGUCCCCUAUCGGCCUGACAGUCGCCCUCUCACUCCAACUUACGCUCAGGCCCCUAAACAUUUCCAUGUUCCAGAUCAAGGUGUCAACAUUUACAGGAAACCGCCCAUCUACAAACAACACGAUGCAGCUGCCUUGGCAGCACAGAGCAAGUCCUCCGAGGAUAUCAUCAAGUCCUCCAAGUUCCCAGCAGCUCAUGCACCAGCACCCAACGAGAUACCAAAGAUUGAGACUGAGCACUGGCCAGGCCCUCCCUCCCUGGCUGCCGUAGGAGCUGACAUGAGGCGCAGAUCAAGCGGAAGGGAGGAGGACGAUGAGGAGCUGCAGAGACGCCGGCAGUUGCAGGAGGAGCAGCUCAUGAAGCUCAACUCUGGUCUGGGACAGUUGAUAUUGAAGGAAGAGAUGGAGAAGGAGAGUCGCGGUAGGUCAGCCCUUUCUGCCAGUCGUUACAAUUCUCCAGCACAUGCUUCAGCCUCCAAAACCUCUUCUCUCCCUGGGUAUGGAAAAAAUGGACUUCACAGGCCGGUCUCCACGGAUUUUGGUCAGUACAACAGUUAUGGGGAUGUGAGUGGUGCUGUUAGAGAUUUCCAGUCCCUCCCGGAUGGUCAUGUCCCUGGAAUGAGAAUGGACAGAGGAGUAUCUAUGCCUAACAUGUUGGAGCCAAAGAUUUUUCCAUAUGAAAUACUCAUGGUGACCAACAGAGGGCGAAAUAAAAUACUAAAAGAUGUAGACAGAACCAGGCUGGAGCGUCACUUAGCACCUGAAGUUUUCCAAGAAAUCUUUGGCAUGACGAUACAGGAGUUUGACAAGUUACCUCUCUGGAGACGCAACGACAUGAAGAAAAAAGCAAAACUCUUUUAAUCUCCCUUUAAACAAACCAACCACAAAUGAUGCAUAGAAUAUUGUAUCACACAGUCCAAACUGUUUGGAAGCAACUACUUAUCCACCAAAAAGGGAAAAUCAACAUAGUGGCACCUCUGCAGUUGAACAAGAUCAACAGUUGCCCUCCUGGAAUGCAGGGAGAAACUAUCUGGGCUCAGAAACAGCAAUGAUAGUUUUCAGAGGUGUCAAUCUGUUACCUGAUGCUUUACAAGAUAGAAAACUGUUCUGUUCUUCUCCCUCAAUGAUAUUCCCUUUACUUCUCUCCACAAUACGAUGGACUUUAUUGCUAGAGCCAGGAAGUGCCCUUAGGAUGCCUUGUAGACUAAAGUAGUUGUAACCACUCCAAGAACUGGAAGAGAAUAUAUACAUAUAUAAAUAUAUAUAUAUAUGUAUGCGUGUUUGCCUGUGUGCACACAUGUAUUUAUAUCUCUCCAUCUAUCUCUGUGUGUGUGUAUGUGUGUAUAUAUGGUGUAUAUAUGGAGAGGGACAUAGGUAGGUCUGUAGUGAAGGAGAAGCCCCUUGUAACUUAUCCACAUGAUCACAGCAAGUCUUUCACCCAACAGUUUCUCACUUGGCACUCUUUUGACACAGUGUCUUCUUUGUGUAACACAGCCUGUGGUGGUGGGCACUCUGCUCAGCUGCAGGACACACCACUUGGAUUUCUGGAAAAUGGACUCCUUGUAAAUAUUUGCUAGGAUAUCAGAAGUGAAUUGCUGUGUGUGUUGUCAGUCUUCCCUCUUCCACACUUUCUGCUUGAAUUAAUAAGGCUGGAGUUUAACCGGUCCUUGGAAUAAUUUAAGAUCACUUAAGUAAUGGGAAUGAUGGAGAAGAGUCAGUUUUCUUGUAAUGUACUCCAGGAGGUGGGUGCAUGGGGGUGGGAAUGGCAGAGUGAAAAAGUGCUAUUUUAAGUGUGCCCUGGUUUGCACCCAGAGAUUUCAGGAUGAACUCCCCGCUAGUAAAUACUAGUACAGCUUAUCAGGCUGCAGUGGAGUUGUAGGAUUUCACAAUGGCAGGGAGAAUGGUUCUCUGCAAGCAAAUUCAUGCAAAUUCAUCCCUCUUCGGGAGGAAAUGUUUAUGAAUUAAAAGGUACCAUCAAGGUGCCAAGCUCUGCCAAUAGAGGCUUUUUGAUUAAACUGCAGUAGCUGUUGUCAGUAUGGCACAGUGCAUGGGGCCAAGCACUCAUUUUAGUUAAUGUAGGUUUUCACUUGUGCUUGGAAAAGAGGGCACAGAUUUUUUUUUUUUCCUCUCUUGAAGCAUCAAAGCUCCAGCCUUGGUUAUUUUUAUUUCCCUUUGUGCCUGACUUGGUUUUUGAAGACAGAGUAAUCAUGCAAAACAGUUUCUGAGCUGCAUUGAACUCCUUAUUGCUUUCAGUCUUCUUCCAAUAUGCUGCAGCUUGAAAAACUGCCUGUAUAUACCUUAACUGCUUCUGGGCAAGUCCUUUGCAGAGGAGGACAUGAGCACCAAAGUAAUGGAAUGGAUGCAGUGUGGCUGCUUUUUCUCUUCCUUGGUGCUUAACUGCCAAUGCAUAACUGCACUAAUGAGCCUGGCUCCUGACAGGAGAGGGUCAUUUAGGUUCUGUGUCUGUCAAAGAAUAUCAAGUUUCCUUUUUAAUGCAGAAACUUCAGGCACUGGAGACAUCAGAACCUUUCUAUUUUCUGUUCUAUGAGACAUUGGUGUUAAAAUCUGGAAGUCAGGCAGAGGAAACAGUCCCAUGUAGUUCUGAGAUUCAGUAUCACUGUGUUGAGUUCUCUGUAUCACCAAAUGACAUUUCACCAUGAACUGUGCAGGACAGCCCAAACCCUGCCUCUUCUUUGCUGGUUUAGGAAGUCCUGUUGUGACAGAUCACUGUGGUUCCUCUGAUAAAAUCUGAGAUGAAGGUUCAGUAGGGGAGAGACAGAGACCAGGGCUCAGCACCUGCUCCAUGUCCCUAAGGGAAUGUGUGUCUGUGGGACAGGCUGGAGAACGUUGCCAGCAAGGGUCUGGCACCAUCCCCACUGAACACAAGUCCCUGGGGACACUGUGACACACACACUUGAGUGAGCUCUCUGGGUGGCACUGAGGUUGCAGCAGGGAUCAGGGGAACAUAUUUCACCUCAUUUUUCAGAACAUAGAUCUGAAAGGUUUUUAGAGGAGCUCUGAGAAGUAAGUGGGAGUGUGUCAGGGGCUCAAAAUGCAUUUUUGAGUGACUGCUGAAAGCAAAUCCAUACAGUGAAAGAGCAGCAGUAUUUUACACUCACAGACAUUGUGAAUGCUGGGGUCUCAGAAAUUCAGUGUCUGGUCACCUGCAAAGUGUGGCUUAACUUUGAGACAAACAUUUGAGUUUUAAUGCAUUUAAAUUAUUAAAAUUCUCUACAUUUUGUCAUCCCACAUCCUACAGACACUCAAACUCUUAGGCAUUACAGGUCUGUUAGUUCAAGUCACCUUGACCAUAUCCCUUUUAGACCUGAGGAGUUGCUUUCUCAAGGAUGUGAGCUGCCAGUCUGCAUUUUUCUGUCUCCAUCUCUAGGUUACUACUGAACUUCUCACAGCACAUAUGAACACACUACCCAGUCAUUUCAGAAAUGACUAAGCCAGGUUGUUUUCUUACCUCUCCCUCCUAUGCAAAAAAAGAAAAAGAAAAAAAGAAAAAAAAAAAAAAAGGAGAAAAAAACCACCUCAGCCUCUUAGCCUGUGAAGAAUGGCAUGGUAAUUUGGGUCUGCCUCAUCAACUGAGAAUUUAAAACUGCAGCUAAACUUGCGAAGGAAUGAAGUGAAGCCAGCUUAGAUGUUGCAGAAACAACUCAUCUCUGACUGGAUUUUUGGGCCACUGCUGGCUCCCAUCUCACUGGUGUGGAGCAGUCAGCCAAUUCACAACUCUCUGCACUAGACUUAAUACUGCUUUAUUCCUGACUGAGAACAUGAAGGGUUUUCUGAGCUUCAGUUUCAUGCCUACAGUUAAUUCUCAACCACCUACAUGUAGACACACCCAAGAGAUCAUCUGUCCACAAAACCCACACUGCAGCCAGCCAUGAGGGAGGGAGGGUUUCUGCAGUGGGCUCUUAGUGAUUGUCACUGCAAUAUUUUCUGUUCUUUCAUCUGGUCUUCCCACCUAAUAUAAACAAAAUGUAGCCCCAGGGAGAAUUUUCUUUGUAAGCAAUUAAUCAUUCUCCUGGUAUCCAUUGAGUAGCAGUUCUUAGUAAUUCCCCUCUUUGAUAUUCCCUUGGGGCAUGUCAGGAGUUGGACUAGAUUAUUUUUAAAGGUCCCUUCCAACCCAAAUCAUUCUAUGAUUCUAUUAAUAUGCCUUAAGUACAUGCUGGUGUUCUUCUAUCUCCUGCAAAGCAUUUGAGCUUCUGAUAAAGUCCCAGCCCAUCAAUGCUGUCAAUACAAUGUCAUUACCAAGGGGACUAAAAACUGAUUGCUUUUGUCUUCUUUUUUCUCCUUCUCUGCUUUAGGAGUGAUGCAAGAGCAAGGUCCAGUCAAAGCAUUGCAGAAUGAGCCCACGUGUACACAUGGGGUUAAGUACACAUGGGAUUAGGUACAGAUGCAGAUCCUUGAGCACGGGUGCAGGUGUGGCACACACCCUCCCCAUUUGGAGCCCAUUAAAUUAUUAAAUGUGGAUUGUGGUGUGCUGUGGAUGUACUGCAGUGUGCUGUGAAAGGUUAGGCUGGGAGAACUCAGUAGCUUUAUGUGGGAUAAGACAUCUCUGUGGCUGCAGUAGUGCUUUACUUCUGUCAAGACAGGUGUCAUCUCUCCUUACGGAGUCCUAAGUCUGUGGGCCAGGCUCUGAAGUGCUUGCUGCCCUUUCCCUGUUGCAGCUGGGCAGUCCUUUCUCAGCCAUGGAGUUCAGAUGUCCUGCUGUUCAAGAGAGUUCAGCAGCAGCCUCUUUGGGAAAAGUUACACACACUGAAGUUAGACACAUUUUGAAGUGAAUCCCUUCCCACAAUCCCUGUGUCUCCUGGCAGGGUAAUACCAAUGACAGAGAAGGGUUAAGGUCUGGGAAGGAGCAGGGUUGGCAUAAGCUUGAUUUCCCCAGGGCUUGCCAGGGUGAUGGUUGGCAGGAUUAGAGGAAAACACUGGCAUGAGCCUGUAGUACCUGUUUCAGACUGUGGGGAAGUGAAGUUUGGAGUUCACAGCAUAUGAGCACCCACACUGAAAUUACUGGUAUGAAGCUGUUAGAACAAGCAACAGGAAAAAUAGGUUUCAGAAUGGUAAAAAUAUCAACAUCCUCUAAACUCUUAGGGGGAUGAUUUAUCUUGGCUCCUCCUGACUUAGGAGGAGAUGUUGGCAUAUUUGCACCACAGGCUUGUAGGGCUGACAAAUGAAAUCCACCCUUUCUCUCACUCCAUGAUUCAUUGCUUUCCUCUGGAAUGUGUUUGUGAAGGAGGAUGUCCACAUCCUGAAUGUUACCUACAGCAGUGAGGAACACCAGUCAGUGAUAAUGACAAUGCAAUAAAACACUUGCAGGAAACAAGAAUUAAACUAAUCUGUCCAAAAUGCCAUUCAUCUUUCUAUGCCAGAGGGAUGCUUAGGGCUUGUCUCCACUGCCCCCUUCCCCAUUCAGUUCUCCCCAGGUCACAGUCUGGUUUGUGCCCUGUCAAACUUUGUGGCCCUGUCAGCACACCCACUAGAGUCCAGCAUAGUCUUCAGGAUAGAUGCUUAGCAAAGGCUGCUCUUGACAAUAUGUGGUACAUUUUUACCCCAUUGCUGCAAAAUGAAGAGCUGGAGAGAGCUCCUGAGCACUGUGACAGUAGCACAAUGCACCUUUUUCCCUUAGUGUAGAACACUCCUAUCACUGUGGGCUGCAGCAUUGCUCUGGCUGGUGAGUUUUGCCUUGUGAUUUCUCCCACACACCUUUUCUGUGCUUAAUGAGAUAAGAAAGAGCAACAAAAAAAUCCAUCACAAUGCAAAGAUACUGAGUUUUCAGUCAGACAACUCUGCUGGCAGGAGCUGUGUGAUGCCCACAUUUGGCAGAAGUGUUAUUAAUUUUAAUGUAAGCAUCAGUGCAGGAAGUGGGAAUGUAAUUGGCCAUUAAUGUUGUUUGCCUGUAUGCAAAAUAAAUUAUUUGUUGCCCAAAGGGCUUCUAACAGGAAAAUAGAUUUCUGCUAAUGAGUUGCUCAAAAAUGCUCAUCUUUGUGAAGAGGCAAUACUUCCAUGUGCACUGUGGUCCUUCUUUUGAGGAAAAAAGAGAUGACUGGAGGCAAACAGUGACCUGUUGUGUCAGGAUCACCACAGUUAGUCCAAGUGUUGCUCCCAGGACUUGCAGAGCUGAGGCCCACAGGACCUUGCCCCGGGGCAUUAGGAAAUGCAGAGUUCCAGCAGCAGAAGCAGCUGUGGGAAUCCCAGUGGUGCCUUACCAGGCUGAGUCUCUGGCUCCCUUAGGAUGCUCUGACAGGUCCCACUGGACACUUGCCUGGGCUUUUGUCACUGAACACCUUCAGAAUGCACUUCCCCCCAGAUGCAAACCCACUGGCAGCACUGGAGCCUCUCGCUGGCACUGCACCCCUGGAGCCAGGGAAGCCUCUGGCUGCUGUGUGUGCCCAGCCAGAGCUCAGUGUCACUCCCAGGGCAGCCCUGUCCAAGCAGGGAGGCUUGGGCAUUGUGGACAGCUCUUCCUGUAAGGGGGCCUUACAGCUGGGGACUUUUUUUAAGCUUUGGAAACUUAAACUAAUUUUUAAAAGGUAUACUUUCCUUUAAAUCAGUAGAUUUGGGCAAUAGGAUUUUUUUAUUAUUUUAUUUUUCUUUUCUCCUCCCUCCACAUGUUACAAACCAGCGUUUUGGGGAGGUGUCCCUGUGUUUUCCAUUCAUCUGUCUCUUUUUCUGAGUCUCUAAAAGUGAAUCAAUGUCUUGUCUGUACAGUAUGUCUGCUUGUAUGCAUAAUGAGAAGUUGAGCUGGGUUGCUGUUCUGUACAAUUAGUGUUUCCACUGUCAUACUGCAAACAGCACAUAUUGCACUCCUGUGCCACUGUAAUCUGCAUCACUGUUGUACUCAAGUCAAUGAAUAAAGUUUGGAGCUUUAUUCUUAA